AUGAAGAAGGGGAAGAAGAAGAAAGAAAAGGGCAGAAGAGGAAAGAAGAAGAAGGAAGAGGAGGAAGAAGAGGAAGAAGAGGAAGAAGGGGAAGAAGAGGAUGAAGAGGAAGAAGGGGAAGAAGGGGAGGAAGAGAAAGAAGAGGAAGAAGGGGAAGAAGAGGAAGAAGUGAAGAAGAUGAAGGAUGAAGAAGGAAGAAGAAGGAAGAAGAAAGAAAAGGGAAGAAGGGGAAAGACGAAGAAGGAAGAGGAGGAGGAAGAAGAAGAAGGGGAAGAAGGAGAAGAAGAGGAAGAAGGGGAAGAAGAGGAAAAGGGGAAGAAGAGGAAGAAGAGGAAGAAGGGGAAGAAGAGGAAAAAGGGAAAGAAGAGGAAGAAGAGCAAGAAGAGGAAAAAGGGGAAGAAGAGGAAGAAGAGGAAGAAGAGGAAGAAGGGGAAGAAGAGGAAGAAGGGGAAGAAGAGGAAAAAGGGAAAGAAGAGGAAGAACAGGAAGAAGAGGAAGAAGGGGAAGAAGAGGAAGAAGAGGAAGAAGGGGAAGAAGAGGAAGAAGGGGAAGAACAGGAAGAUGAGGAAGAAGAGGAAGAAGGGGAAGAAGGGAAAGAAGAGGAAGAAGGGGAAGAAUAGGAAGAAGUAA
This is a messenger RNA of Knipowitschia caucasica, 630 nucleotides long. The record is from the annotation of a GenBank genome assembly. Lineage: Eukaryota; Metazoa; Chordata; Actinopteri; Gobiiformes; Gobiidae.